Messenger RNA from Malus domestica (apple), 1250 nucleotides. The record is from RefSeq and is a predicted model, not a curated record. Lineage: Eukaryota; Viridiplantae; Streptophyta; Magnoliopsida; Rosales; Rosaceae.
ACAAAUUUAAGCUUACGAUUUUCACCAUUUAAGUAUUUUUGGCCAGCUAAAAAAACCACCAGGGGACCUAAUCGAAUGUUGAAGCAGUUAGAGGGCGCACGGCAGAACGGCUCCAGGAUCAAGAUUGUGUAUGACCCGCGACAUUGUGGAGCGGCUACCUCACAGCAGCAUAGCGGCAUCGCUACUAGUUGUGGUGUUGUUAUUCGAGAUAAUUGUCCCUUUCAGCGGGGGUCUUGGGCAAAAAUUCCCGAGGAGACGAGGACAUUAGUGCGAGACAGGUUGUCGUGCGUUUAUGAUCUUGAGGACAUAUCCCCUGAGGCUAUGGCCUACUUAGAGGGGACCUUAGCAACCCGAUACAAACAAUGGAAGAACAAUUUUCACACGCUUUUUAAGCAAUGGAAUGAUCCGGAGAUUGCUCGUCUACAUGUUCCAAUGGAGUUGAAGGACCGGCCAGAGGAUUGGGAGUGGCUCUGCAAACAUUUUACGGACCCAAAAUUUGUGAAGAAAUCUAUUGCUGGCCAGAAAGCUCGGGAGUCAAAGACACUUCUCCACCAUUCUGGUUCAAAGCCCUUUUCGUAUAGGCUUGAGGCACGACGUGAGGAGGGUUCUAUGUUCCCAGAGAUCGACAUGUUCGAGGAAGUUUACGUUCGACCUAAUAAUGAGACCACUAAGCAACUUCAUGCUACUAUGGUGGAAAAAAGAGAUGAUGUUCUCCACGAAGCAACAUCGCAGCUUCCCUCGGAGACUCCGAUCGAGGACAUCACACUACCUGAGGAUGUAGGUUUUCAGAUCAUGACUGAUGUCCUGGAUCAGAACUUUGGUCGUCGUCGUGGCAAGGUUGUUCGAGGUAUGGGGAAAGUGCGAGUUCGUGAGACGGGUGCCUCUUCUUCCAGAUCGAAAACAGUAGAGGUCAAUGCAUUGAAGGAGGAAGUGACGCAGUUGAGGGCCGAGGGUGAGCAGAUGAAGGUGCAGCUGAGGGCCCAGGAUGAGCGGAUGAAGGCCCAGGACGAGGAGGUGAGGACCUGUGUCGGGAGGGUGCAAGAACUUGUACAAGCCAUACAGAUGGCUGGCCUCCAAAUCUCGCUACCAGUACCUCAUCUUGCUCCACCUUCGACCUCAGACCCAUCUCGCCCUGCCGAUACCCAGUAGCUUGAUGUAUUAAACCAGUUCACUUGUAGUUUUUUUUUGGUUUGGACAUCUUGUAUGCACAUUUUUAUAUAUUUUAUAAUUAAAUACUUUUGUUUAAUUAA